Heterobasidion irregulare TC 32-1 is the source of this 669-nucleotide messenger RNA. RefSeq lists its product as uncharacterized. The transcript is spliced from 4 exons. NCBI's taxonomy places the organism in Eukaryota, Fungi, Basidiomycota, Agaricomycetes, Russulales, Bondarzewiaceae. Bases 1 to 669 code for a protein of 222 amino acids. Gene Ontology annotation, biological process: protein localization to Golgi apparatus; Golgi to plasma membrane protein transport; Golgi to endosome transport. The record is from RefSeq and is a predicted model, not a curated record. Gene Ontology annotation, cellular component: trans-Golgi network; Golgi membrane.
AUGGCUCCCCAGAAAACACUCAACUGGGAUCCCUUACUGCUCAUCUCACAAGAAUGUCUUAAUCAUGGUUUCAUAAUUGUCGUCAUGCAAUGUCUUCAUUAUUUGACGCUUGCGACAUUAAUACCACCACUAUUGGCUGUUCUUGCGGAACCAACGUCACUCGAAUAUGAAGGUGGAAGUGCCAACGUGGGUAUGUUGAUGGAUUGGCGGGAGAUGGCCGGUAGGCCCAGCUUUCGACGACUACACGGCGAGGACCGCUGGAAUUCGUUCACUGGUGCUUGGAGUGGAGGCAAGAAAGUCGCAGAAGCUGCAUGGUUUGCUGGAAUGGACGAGCAUUCAGAUUCAUGGCGAGGUUGGAUAAUUGCCCUUUGUUGGAUGCUGGCAUCUGGAGCAGACAUAUAUUAUCUAUACGCCAUAAUCCGCCGACCACGCCUCGUCCUAGAUUUUUCCCUUACGCUCUUAUUCAACCAUCUAGUUCUCACAACAUACUACUCCGCCGCAAUACCGACAUCGCUCUUUUUCUGGGCCGUCAUGAUGUCUGGUUCUGCGUUGACAAUCAUCGUCGCAGAGCAGCUCUGUGUAAAGAGAGAGAUGACCGAAGGGCUGAUCAUCGCGACCGAGAUGCCCGACGGGGAAGAUAUGGAGAUGGGGAAUAUGAGAAGGGACUGA